CAACUCAAUUGCGUACGCACGUGCUGCUCCCUACUUGAUAGGUGUCGAUAGUUGCAUGUUGAUGUUUGUUGGGGAAGGGUCGUGAUAGAUAUUAAAAAUGUCCGUCGCAGAAUUCCUGAAAGGUCUUCCAUCCUAUGAUGAAAACAAUUUUGCACGGUUCCACACAGACAGUGGAAGUCGUACUUGCGUGAAACGUCCAUCAGUUUAUUUACCAACAAAAGAUUAUCCAUCUGAACAAAUUAUAGUAACAGAAAAAACAAACAUCCUGUUAAGGUACCUGCACCAGCAAUGGGACAAAAAGGCUUCACAAAAGAAGAGGGACCAUGUCUCAGUUGAAACGUCUGAUGACUCAGUAGCUAGGAAAAGACCGCGCUUGGAUCCGGCGUCUAUGAGCAGCUCUCCUUAAAAUCACUAGAACUCAGUACCUCACUUGUGUUCCAUAUCUUCCAGCCAAUCAAAACAUGUGCCAGAUGCUGGAGUGGUAAAUGACGAUUGACUACUACCUUAUUUGUGGUUCAUUUUACAGUGAUAACUUUUUGAACAUAAUUUUUCUGUUUAAAAAACUUGUUUUGUGGUUUAAUUGAGGGAGUGAAAUGAUAAAAAUUGUAUGUGAGGUGUUUAAAUGUUGUUGCACUUACUCAUAUGACUUUGUGUACUUUAAUUCAUUAAUUGAAUUGAAAAUUAGGGUUUCAUAGUGUUGUUAUUUCUUUAACUGGAAUGAUUCAGAUCACUUAACAGAGAACUUACAUAUUGCAUGUAUUGAAUAAACUGUUGUGAUCACUGUUAAGUUGCUUGUAUAUAUAAUUUAUUUAGUCAUAUUUGCAGAUAUGUGCAUCAGUGGCUGCUUUUGUGUGUGACACAGUUCUGUUGUAAGCUGUUUACCUGUAUUUUGUGGUGAUAACUGCUGUGAACUUGAGGAUUUUAACUCCACGGGGGUUUCAUUUUGUUUUAUUGUGAAAAAUGUAUUCAUUUACUACUUGUACAGUGUAUGAACAGCAUAAAAAUCUGUGUAAUACCUCUUCAUAGUUCUACCAGUGAAACACACAUUCUUCUUAUUAGCAUAAGUUCUGACAACUACAAAAUCGUUAAUUAAAUUACAAAUUUGGAACUCAAUGUACCCUGUAUUCAAAGUAAGGGUAAUAUCUCUAUUUCUGUUGUAGUUAAAGUGUAUAUUGUAAAGAGCAGUCCUUUGUUGAUAUAGAAUAUCUACUGUGGACUAUACCGCUGUAGCAAUGCCAAAUAAGUCUUCACAAAUGCUUCUGUCUAAAUUCACUUGUGAACCCGUCUAAAAGUAAUUUCUUCCCAUCUUUCAAACAAAUUAGGACUAUCAGCAAUGUAAUAUUGUUUUGAUAUUUUAUUCACAAACGUUUUUUAUAUAGAGCUUGUUAGAUGUAAUAUAAGUUAAUUGACACUUAUUGAUAUAUGUAACGGAAUUGCCACAGCUGGGGUGUAAGAAAUUUGUGUAUAUUUAAAGAAAGAAAGCGGUUGAUACCAAUGUAUCAUAAAUAAACUGAGACAUAGUUCUUCUAAA
Schistocerca americana (American grasshopper) is the source of this 1531-nucleotide messenger RNA. Its product is annotated as DET1- and DDB1-associated protein 1. The coding region runs from base 98 to 406 and encodes 102 amino acids. The record is from RefSeq and is a predicted model, not a curated record. The transcript is spliced from 4 exons. NCBI's taxonomy places the organism in Eukaryota, Metazoa, Arthropoda, Insecta, Orthoptera, Acrididae. Gene Ontology annotation, biological process: positive regulation of proteasomal ubiquitin-dependent protein catabolic process. Gene Ontology annotation, cellular component: Cul4-RING E3 ubiquitin ligase complex.